AUGGGAGAACGAGGCCCCGACCAGUGGUUGGAGCAGAUCAAAAACUGCAUACUGCUUUCGGAAAAUGACAUGAAGCAGCUUUGUGAGCUUGUCAAGGAGCUUUUGAUGGAGGAGUCCAAUAUCCAGCCGGUGCAGCUGCCAGUGACCGUUUGUGGUGACAUUCAUGGUCAAUUUCACGAUUUACUAGAGCUUUUCAAGAUUCUGGGUGGUCUUCCCACGGAGGACAAUGACUCAAAUUACAUCUUUUUGGGCGACUAUGUUGACAGAGGUUACUUUUCCUUGGAGACGUUUACGCUUCUCAUGGUUCUCAAGGUCAAAUUCCCCAACCGCAUCACCUUGGUCCGUGGCAACCACGAGUCCCGACAAAUCACCCAGGUUUACGGCUUUUACGACGAGUGCUUGACGAAAUACGGAUCCACGACGGUGUGGAAGUAUUGCUGUCAGGUGUUUGACUUUUUAACCCUUGCCGCCAUCAUCGACGGCAAGAUCUUGUGUGUGCAUGGCGGAUUGUCGCCGGAGAUCCGGAUGUUGGAUCAGAUCCGUGUUUUGAGCAGGGCUCAGGAAGUGCCUCAUGAGGGUGGGUUCUGUGACUUGGUCUGGUCUGACCCAGACAACAUCGAUAAAUGGGCCGUCUCGCCCCGUGGUGCUGGCUGGCUAUUUGGCCUGAAAGUCAGUCGUGAGUUCAAUCAUAUCAAUAACUUGGACUUGAUAGCAAGAGCGCAUCAGUUGGUCAUGGAAGGUUUCAGGUACCAUUUCAAGGAGAAGGACGUCGUCACAGUGUGGUCGGCUCCAAACUAUUGUUACAGAUGCGGUAAUGUUGCUAGUGUCAUGCAAGUGGGCAGCGACUUGGAGCCCAACUUCAAGAUCUUCAGUGCGGUCCAGGAGGGCGACUUGGCGGCCAAAAACAACUCAUCGAAGCAACAGCGUAUCGACUACUUCUUGUAG
Molecule: messenger RNA, 945 nt
Organism: Candidozyma duobushaemuli
Lineage: Eukaryota; Fungi; Ascomycota; Pichiomycetes; Serinales; Metschnikowiaceae
Gene: SIT4
Product: type 2A-related serine/threonine-protein phosphatase
Exons: 1
Coding region: 1-945 (314 amino acids)
Biological process (GO): G1/S transition of mitotic cell cycle; peptidyl-serine dephosphorylation
Cellular component (GO): cytoplasm
Molecular function (GO): protein serine/threonine phosphatase activity
Source: RefSeq, a predicted model, not a curated record